Messenger RNA from Neoarthrinium moseri, 1731 nucleotides. RefSeq lists its product as uncharacterized. Lineage: Eukaryota; Fungi; Ascomycota; Sordariomycetes; Amphisphaeriales; Apiosporaceae. The record is from RefSeq and is a predicted model, not a curated record. Bases 1 to 1731 code for a protein of 576 amino acids. The transcript has 4 exons.
AUGCAAUCUGGUGAUACUGACGAUGCAACUUUACAAGGUAUCGGAGUCCUUCCAGAAACUAGAACCGCCGUUCGAUCCACCCUAUUAGUCACGGUCCUGACUACUUCGUCGCCUGGCCAGAUUGCUACCACAACUUCCGCAUCUCUAAGUCCUUCUGGUGCUUCCACAACAGCGAGCACGACGACCGAUGAUGCAGCAUUAUUGUUCACGAUCGCUCCCAGCAUUCAACAAGCAAACGGCCAACAGAAACGCGAUAUCUCCGAGCGUCAAGCCGUCUUUGGUGGUUUCGUCGGUGCUGACGAUCCGCAGGCUAAUUGUAGUGAGGGUCAGCGAUUUCUGAUUGCCGACGGCGAAUUGAUAAGCGAAAAUCAGUUCAUUUCCACAGACCCAGGUGCUCCAUUCAUAGAGCUGGUACCGGAAAUCAAACGAUCUAUCUCCAAGACCUUCGAACUAAUUAAUUCAACACUGCAUUGGGUCAACGAGAACAACUUUCUGGGGGGUGAAGCCAGGUUUUGCCAAAUCCCAUCAGGUGUUGUCUAUGCAACAUUCAUGGGCCGGGACAAUCAGCCAGAUCAGUGCCAGCCCAUAUCGAUCAUUGCUUAUAAAGCGCGGCAAUGUGUCAAUGGAGUCAUUGUACCUGAAGAGGGUUCCCCUAUUUCCUCUGCCACUGAUCUAGCUCAGUCUUCUAGAAGCUCCUCAUCGGUUCAGAUAAACACUGUGCCGACCACUGGACAGUACGACACUAGAAAGCAUCUCAGAAAGGUCAAUAACAACAACGUCGACAAGAGUCGGGACCCUAGCAAUCAGCUCCACAACACUAUCAUCGACCGCAGCCGCCUCAUCUACCAGCCUCUCAUCGGCAACACUUGUGCCUACAACACUUUCAUCUAUGACAGCAGCCAACUCGACAACAGCGCUAUUGACAACGAUCACAUCGACAACCAUCCCAAUGGGGACAACCACGACAACUGCGCCGACAAUCCUACCAUCUACAAAAACAGACUCAUCGACAACGCUUCCAUCUACAGCACUGUUAUCUACAACACUCUCGACUACAGUAAUCUCAUCUAUAAUGCUCCCACCUAUAACACUCCAGUCUACAGUAUCCCCAUCGACGACGCUUUUUCCUACAAUACUUCCAUCAACAGUGACUACGUCUACAACAUCCCCAGCAGCUACACCUUCGGGGAUCACAUUGUAGUCCCAGGAUGUCCGGCUGAUGAUGCUCAAGUCGUAUCACUAGAGAUAGACAAUUCACCAGCCAUCGAAGCUGAUCCGGACAUCUACUUCACCACAAGAUGUAGAGUAAUUGAUCAGGUACUGAGAUGCGAGGCUGGAGACGACGAAUUUUCCUAUUUGGGUUUCACAGAAUCCGGAGGAGUGCCGUCUCAGUUGCAGCUGUACGCUUCGCCCGGUUCGUUUGAACGCUCUCUGUCAACAUUCGACCUUCUUGUUCAAUAUGGAACAGACUGUGAAGUCAGUGCUGCACGUAACAGCGACACUGAGGGCACAUCGACUAGGGUUACCUACUUGACUACAACAAUUGUCUCAUCGUCAGUUACAGACAACAGCCCUCCCACUACUACAGUGCUGGAAUCGAGCACGAUAUUGUCGCCGGCAGGUAGCAGUCUUACUACCGCAAAGCCGCUUGAUUCGAGAACUGCCUCAUCAUCGAGCGGAGAUGGAAACACUCCAGCGGUUACCACCCUUCAAAAUAGACAUGUCGGGUGA